UCCUAGUAGUAGGCAACAAGUGAAAAUGCGGUGAACAAAAGACAAACCUGAGUGUAGCGGGAAGCGACAAUGUUUAACUAAGGACUAAGGAGGAGCAGGAACUUAAUCACCCCUUCCUCUUCCUUGCUCCGACCACAGACAGUGGUGUUAGCUGCGUUUUGCUUUUGUGUGAAACGACAGCAUAACUAUGCGCAUUAUCACUACCACCACCACCACCACCACCAACUUUCUCAAAUCACUCCACAACCUCCACUUUCUCAGACUCUCCUCUUCUCUUUCCUUUCUGCUCAACGACAAGCCCCACAUUGAAACACCGCACGGCGCCACAUAUUCACCGGAUAAUGAGCACAUCGGAAACUCAACGUUGGCGACGGACCUCGCUUCUUUACUCGAGGAACCUCAAUCCAAACCCAAACCCAAGAGCCGUAUGGAGCUGAAGCGCUUUCUCGAGCUCCGAAUAAAAAAACGGGUCAAGGAGCAACACGCCAAUGGCAAGUUUCAUAACCUAAUGAAAACCGUGAUUUCCAAUGCAGAAACCCUUCGCGAUGCUUACCACUGCAUCAGGAUCAACUCCAACGCACUCGACGCCGCUCCGAACCACGACGCUUCCUUUUUGGAUGACCUAGCAGAAGAGCUCGGCAAAGGGGAUUUCGACGUGUGCGUGAAUACGUCGUCGUUUUCGACGAGGAAAGGUUCCGCGAACAAGGAGAUAUUGGUGCUUCCUAAUUUGAAGCUAAAGGUUGUUCAGGAGGCUAUGAGAAUAGCGUUGGAGGUUGUUUACAAGCCGCAUUUCUCGAAGAUUUCGCACGGCUGCCGGAGUGGGAGGGGCCGCGCCGCCGCGUUGAAGUAUAUAUGCAAGGGUGUUUUGAGUCCUGAUUGGUGGUUCUCGGUGCUUGCGCAUAAGAAAUUGGAUGCUGUUGUGUUGGAAAAGCUGAUUUCCAUAAUGGAGGAUAAGAUAGAAGAUCCUUGGUUAUAUGGUUUCAUUCGGAGCAUGUUUGAUGCUCGAGUGUUAAAUCUUGAGUUUGGUGGUUUCCCCAAGGGACAUGGUCUCCCCCAAGAAGGGGUCUUGUCUCCCAUUCUGAUGAAUAUUUACCUUGACCUCUUUGACAGUGAAUUUUGCAGGCUGUCGAUGAAAUAUGAAGGUAUAUGUGACGAUGGAGGGUUAAGUGAUCCAGAUAGGUCUGGUUCCAUGUUGCGUGGUUGGUUCAGGAGACAAUUGGAUGGUGUUGAUGCUAGGAAGAGUUCUGGUGUGAAAGUUUACUCUUGUCGAUAUAUGGACGAGAUGUUUUUCGCAGUUUCUGGUUCCAGGGAUGCUGCUGUUAAUUUUAUGUCUGAGGUCCAGAGUUAUUUGAAGAGUUCUUUGCUGUUGGAUGUGGGUGAUGAAACGGAUAUAUUGCCCUGUGAGGGGCCUCAUAGUAUCCGGUUUUUGGGAACUUUGGUGAGAAGAACUGCCAGGGAGAGUCCUGCUGUAAAAGCUGUUCACAAGUUGAAAGAAAAAGUGGAGCUAUUUACUAUGCAAAAGGUGGAGGCUUGGGAAUAUGGGACGGUAAGAAUAGGGAAGAAAUGGUUGGGUCAUGGUUUGAAGAAAGUUAAGGAAUCAGAAAUCAGGCAUUUAGCUGAUAGUAGCUCCCUCCUGAAUAGGGUCUCGUGUUUCCGCAAGUCUGGAAUGAAGACUGAUCAUUGGUAUAAGCACUUGUUGAAGAUAUGGAUGCAAGAUGUUCAAGCAAAAACUGCCCAGAGUAAAGAAAAUAUUUUAUCGAAGUGCAUUGCAGAGCCAGCUCUUCCACAAGAGCUAAAAGAUUCCUUUUAUGAAUUUAUAAAGCAGGCAGAGCAGUAUAUAUCUGCUGAGGCAGAUUCUAUUCUCAAGCUUUUGCCAAAUAAUAACAGCUCAACAGAACAUCCAAUUGCGAAAACUGAGAUUAUUGCUCCUAUCCAUGUCAUAAAAAUGCGUCUCCUGAGAUAUGGAUUGACUACAACUAAGGGAUUCCCCCGAUCUGCUAAUUUGCUCAUCAUGCUAGAUACAACUGAAAUUAUUGACUGGUUUUCAGGGAUUUCUUGCCGCUGGCUGAAAUGGUAUGAAAAUUGUUCUAACUUUGAUGAGAUAAAGCUCUUGAUUUCAGAUGAUGUUAGGAAAUCAUGCAUUCGUACUUUAGCAGCAAAGUAUCGGGUACAUGAAACUGAGAUAGAAAAGCGGUUUGAUGUAGAACUAAGCAGGAUUCCAUCAAUAGAGGACGCAGACAAUGGGAUGAUAAAUGAAGCAUCGGAUGUUCAAGCUUUUGAAAAUGAUGAGGCAUUAACGUAUGGAAUUGCUUAUAGUGGUCUGUGUUUGUUGUCUUUAGCAAGAAUUGUUACCAAAGCAAGACCAUGUAAUUGUUUUGUAAUAGGGUGCUCAUCUUCCGCACCGAGAGUCUAUACUCUUCAUGUUAUGGAAAGACAGAAAUCUCCUAGCUGGAAGACUGGAUUUUCAACUUGCAUUCACCCAAGCUUAAAUAAACGGCGAGUUGGGUUGUGUAAGCAGCAUUUGAGGGAUUUGUAUCUUGGUCAUAUAUCACUUCAGUCCAUUGAUUUUGGUGCAUGGAAGUGAUGUGGUGCAGGGAAACAAUUAUUCUUAGAAUUUGCUUUUAGGGUUUAACUCAACUGAGACUGACCACCUUCCUUGAGGCUGCAAUUAAGGCAGUCCCCAAAGAAGCAACAACAAAGGUGGGCUAGGAGUGACCAUAAUUAAGGUGGUUUUCCAACACUCCCUCACACCCAAAGCUACCGGCUUGGAGCAUGGCAAAUUUCCAUAUCCAUGUAUUUCAGCAUUCCUGAAGGUUUUGGGUUGUGAUUUGUAGAUGAACUUGCUGGCUUUGAAGAAGAAUGGAAAGGAAAGGGUAAAAAUUAUUUGCCUGGAUGGACUGGAAGUAUUGGUGAAUAAUUAUCCUUUCUGCUACUUGGGGAUGUGGGUGAUUAAUAUCUAUUCUCUAGAAAAUAUCUCUACAAUUUAUUUGAGAAUAUCGAUAGUUUUAUGUGUACAUAUCUGUACCAAAAGUUAUAUUUACUGCAUUAUAAGUGCUAGUUUACUUGAAUGAUUAAAAUUCAAGAAAAUAAAUCAUAAAACAAUUUAGUAAAGAACUAGGUUAUCAAUAGUCUGCUAUACAGCGGAGAUGCCAGUGGCUGCUGUUUGAACACUGCAACAUCACGGUUUAGUGUCAGCUAUGACAGCCUGCUGCGUGCAAUUUGGCUAGGUCUUCCUGAUAUCCUUAAAAUGCCCUUAAAUCUUUGGCUUUAAGUUUUAACAGGGUUGUUUUAGGUAUUUGCAUGAGUUUUCAUAAAAUGAAACUGUACAAUUUUUGUUGUAUAUGAAAUGAACUAGCAAUGUCUUUAUGGGAUGCUCUGCCUCCUGAGUGUGUGUGGCCCAGGCUUCUCACCUGCAUUUUCCAGCCGGCACCGCUGUGACUCAAUCCGCGUUUCUUUGUUUUCCCCCUGUUGCUGUUUUCCUGCCUACUGUUCAGUAGGUUCAGAACCACUUUCUUGUCCCCUUUAUUCUGUGUCUUAUUGUUUUUAAAUUCAUAUUCAAUUGUUUCCCCUGUUCUUUUUGGUUUCUAGUGUUUUUGUUAAAUUUUUCUGUGCUCUGAUUUCUUUGGAAAAAAAAAAAACAGCUAUUUAAUUAUUUAUGUAAUAAAAAAAAAUUCAGAAUAGCUGUCAUCCUGCUUUCAGCUAUCUCACUGUUGUUUUUGGGGUCAAUCCCACUAUUGCCACUAUCAAGAUUGAUAACUAUAAUACAAAAAUGCUGGAUAUCCCAAGUUUUUUUAUUUGACGGAAAUCAGUGCAAAUUAAGUAGAUCCGUAUGUAUGUGCUUUUUAGUGUACAUAGUUGUGAAUUUGCAAUCGUAGUAUUGCACAGAAAAAUAAAACAAUCAUGAUUAUGAUGAUAUUCUUAGCUUGUGUUCUUUAUUGGUGAGAAGUAAAAGGUUACAAUGCCAGAGAUGCACAUUGCAUUCAGUGGCAUGGAGAGGAUGGCUUCAUUGUUGAUUAUCAGUAUGGUUAAUUGUAUUUUAAAUGCUAUAGUAUGAUUGAUGAACAAUGUGCAUCUGUUGUUAGUAUGCUUCUUAAUGUUGACAUAUUCUCGUUUAUCUAUUAUAUUUGUAAAUUUACUGUCUCGUAGCCAUCAUCUUUUCUACAUAAAUUAGAAAAGAUGCAAACCAAAUAUCAAAUUUCAUUGGGAGCAUCAUUCAAAUAGUACUAUGACAAUGUAAUAAUCACUGGUUGUAAUAUGAAGUGAUCUCUAAAUACUUUGUAUUAUGGCUGUUGAGUGAAUAUUUUUUCCUUCAAAGCAGCAACGGUCCAUAUGUUUUUGUCAUCUAAUCUUUAAUUUGUGCUCUUUGUUAUUUUAGAAGCUAGCCAUAAUAAUGGACAAGCUGAGCAGUCAAGGCAUGGAGUUCUGGCGCUUCCUUCUUUCAGUCUUUGGAGCAUAGUCAUCCUGCGGGAACAAUAUCUGAAGCUAGAGAUGAUGUUGGCUCGUCUCGCACACAAGUGACUACACAAGAAAGGACAGAAUGCAAAAUGUUUGUAUACGAAAAAAUAUUAGUGUAACACCAAGUGAGGAAAAAAUGACAAGAAAUUGGUUAAGGUGAUGCAGUGCUGUUAAAUAGCCACUAUAACGGCACUAUAAUGCUAUUUCAUUGCAGAAUUCCUUGGAUCCGCAAUCAAGAUUCUGUCCGCUAAUGUGGCUGCUAUUCCGUCAUGUUUGAAUUUUUCACUUACAAUAAGUAUAGUGAUAUUAAAAAAUAUAGAGAUUUUAAUGGAUUAUUUUGAUAGAUGGA
This is a messenger RNA of Cajanus cajan (pigeon pea), 4804 nucleotides long. The record is from RefSeq and is a predicted model, not a curated record. Lineage: Eukaryota; Viridiplantae; Streptophyta; Magnoliopsida; Fabales; Fabaceae.